GUGCGUCCUGAGGAACAAAGGAAAAGAGAACAAAGUUUGGUGUAGUCGUUAAAUCUAUUUAUACAACAGCACACGUAGACUUUUCAGUCUUUCAUGUGGAUACAGUGGAUGCUUUUGGGCGAAGAGCAAAUGAAUAUUCACGCGAGGUCUUCACUAUAGUUUUGGACUGUGAUUUAUACUGUCACUUAAUCGCUUUAAAAUGUUUAACAACUUGUUUAAGAGGCUUCUUUUCUAACAUCGGUGUGAUGCUCGAUUCAAAACCAGUUUUUUUGCUCACUCACCACUAGACAAUUAUCAAAUUUACACGUAAGAAACCUAAUAAUAUAGACUUUGAAGAGGACACACUAAGUAAACAUGGCAGAUGAAGGCCGAAUAACAAUUCUCAACAUUGGACUGUUUACCAUGUUGGUCGUUCUUGGUCCAGUGGCUGCUGCUCAAAUCGAGCGGAGGGAGUGCGCUUACACAAAAAAUCAAGAGGCCCAGACAGAGCCAUUUGGAGAUAAAUAUGGAGACCUGGAGAAAGAAUCCGAAGGAGGGACUAUCUUUCAUGAGAACGCUACGAUCCGCUGUAAUCACCAAUGCUUUGGACUCUGGAAGGAAGAAAAUAAUGAAUUCCAAAUAGUGAUGCAGGCUUGCUGGUCAGGAAGUGACAACCCCCCAGUGUGCGACAGCCGCUGCGUGGUGACUAACCAGCCACAAGUGGUCAACAAUAAAACCUUUCGCUUCUGCUGUUGUAACAAAGAUAUGUGCAACAUGAACUUCACCGAUGACUUCCCGACACUCACCACCGCACAGCCUUCAUAUUCUCGCCGGCAGGUUGCAAUAGUUGUCCCCUUAGCAACCGUCUUCAUGUUUACCGUGCUUGUUGUUCUGCUUUUCUUCUACAUCUUGAGAAGGCCCGGUAAACACACUCUGCACAGUCUGGAUGUGCUGGAGUCUGUGUUUUCCUCCCCAUCUUUAGAUCCUUUAGAUCUGGACAACCUUAAAUUUAUGGAGCUGAUUGGCAGAGGUCGGUACGGCUCAGUGUAUCGCGUUUUGCUGGAUGAAAAAUCGGUGGCGGUGAAAGUUUUCAUCGCAGCUAACCGCCAGCAGUUUACCAACGAGAGGAUGAUUUAUCACCAACUACUGAAGCACGAAAACGUAGCACGCUUCCUAGACAGCAAGGAACGCGUCAGCACAGAAGGGAGGAGGGAGUAUCUUCUCCUGCUGGAGUUUUACCCUCACGGCUCUCUCUGCACGUAUCUCAACGGGUGUACCGUGGACUGGCUGAGCUGCUGUCGAUUGGCGCUUUCAGUCACCCGAGGCCUGGCGUACCUGCACACAGAGAUAAGAAAAGGAGAAGUUUAUAAACCCGCCGUGUCCCACCGGGAUCUUAACAGUAGGAAUGUGCUAGUGAAGGCAGAUGGUUCAUGUGUGAUCAGUGAUUUCGGACUGGCCAUGAUUCUGACGGAAAAGAGACCGCCCGCUCAGGGAGACGUGGACAAUUGCUCCAUCAGUGAGGCUGGUACGGUGCGCUACAUGGCCCCAGAAGUGCUGGAAGGCUCUGUCAAUCUGAGAGAUUGCGAGACUGCAUUGAAACAGGUGGACGUUUACACGCUGGGUCUGCUCUACUGGGAGACUUUUAUGCGCUGCUCUGACCUCUUCCCAGGUGAGACUGUGCCAGCGUUUCAGAUGGCAUUUCAGGCAGAAGCGGGAAACCACCCGACCAUAGAGGACAUGCAGGCGCUUGUGUCAAGAGAAAAAGAAAGACCCAAAUUUCCAGAAGCCUGGAAAGAGAAUAGCUUGACUGUCCGCUUACUGAAAGAGACGAUGGAGGACUGCUGGGAUCAGGAUGCCGAAGCACGACUCACAGCUCAAUGCGCGGAGCAGAGACUCUCCGAGCUGCUUUCUAUUUGGGAACGAGAGAAAUCGGCCAGCCCUGCUCUCAACCCAAACACUGCGCUAUAUAAUCAUAGAAACAUCUCUACUGGACAGCAGACACCCGUGGGUUCCCACGCUGAAUAUUCAUCCACACGCCCUGAAGACCAUGACACCUUUGCCGACCCACCCUUAGUUGGAGGGUCUAUUCCGGCAGAGAAGAACAGGAACUGCAUCAACUACGAAUGGCAGCAGGCCCAAUUAAGGCAUGCCGGAACGGAAACCUCCUCCGCCACUCCUGUUGCAGAGUCCUUCAAUGCCAGUUAUCCUCCACCAGGGGGCAGCAUUGGUCCUCCCUGCAUUCAGCUGACCCAGGAAGACCUAGAGAUUCCCAAGCUGGACCCAAGCGAAGUCCAGAAGAACCUGCGGGAAAGCUCUGAUGAGAGCCUGAUGGAACAUUCCCAGAAACAGUUCUGCUCUCCGGAAACGUUGACCUCACACAGCACGUUCUACCCCCUCAUGAACAUGGCUUCUGAAGUUUCAGGGUCGCAGGGUUCCAGCCGCAAUGCCGACGGCCCUGAAACCAUCUUACCCAAGCAGCAAAACGUCCCUAAGAGACCAAGUAGCCUGAUCCUCCACUCGAAAACAUCUUCGCUGCGGAUGAAGUUUGGAAAACUUGGCAAAUGCAAUUUGAAGAAAGUCGAGAUGGGCGUGGCCAAAGCCUGUGCGGUGAACCCGGCCAAUGAGGCGCAGCCGAUCCCGGUUGCCAACAAUGAUUCUGCAGCAAGGCCGAACAAAAUUGUGUCCGGUUCGGCACCCGAGUCAACGUGUGAGGUGAGUUCAGAUGACCUGACCUUCAGCCUCCUGACCACUAGCCCCGACGAACAAGAGCCUCUUCUGAGAAGAGAGGCGUGUCCCGACAACGCAAAUAAUAAUAACAGCAAUAACAACAAUGGAGAGGGGGAUGGAGAUGCUGAGGAUGAAGGGGAAGGAGGGGAGAGCAACGAGAAUGUUGGUUCCACAGGUGUAGCUUCAUCCGCAUCUAACACGGAGGCUGUUGCACCAACUGAUACCUGUCCUGCUUCGCCCACGGUUCCCCCACAGGCCCAGAGCCAACCCAAGAUACACGGAGAGGCUCUGCUCAGACAGAACCGGGGGCGCAGACCCGAGAGGCCCAACUCGCUGGAUCUGUCCUUCACCACACUGCCUUUACUGGGAGGCAGAUCUGAUGUGACGGAGGGAUCGGCAGAUAAAAUCAAGAAGAGAGUGAAGACGCCUUACGCUCUCAAGAAGUGGCGUCCCAGCAGCUGGAUUAUCACCACGGAAACCCUGGAUGCUGAAGUGAACAACAACAGUCGUCAUGGAGGUCAGAAUCAGGCCGGUACCAGCAGACCCAAAUCAGCCUCAGAUGUGUAUUUAGGCGGUCGGGGAGGAUCCCACUUUUCCACAGAUCCCAAUGAUUGUGACUUUUGACCUCACUUUCAUUUCAUCAACAUUGAGGAUUUCUGAAGGCUGUGGAGAAGUAUUUGCCCAGUCUUAAAGUUAGUCCCAGUAAUAAGCACAGUAUGAGUCUUUGUGGCUUUAUAAUGAAAAGAGCUAUGCAGCCAUCAGUGUCAUGUUCGGUGAUCUUUUGAUGUGCAUUUGUUUGUUUUUUGUUAAUCACGUCUUUAUUUUUUUGGUGCACUUUUUCUGAAAGAAAAUUAUAAAUCAGAUCCAAGAUCAGAUGGUUCAUAUGAGACCCUGUCUGGGAAAACCCAGCUCAAGUCAUUUUUUUGUGAAUUACGGUUUUCUACAUAAAAUCAUUUUAAAAAAUGUUAAAAGCACUCCGCAAAAAUUUAACCUAUAUAUCUUUAUUAUUGAUUGAGGCAAUUAAAUCAAUGUUAAGAAAUCAUACUCUGUACAAAAUCAUAAAAUGUUUUGUAAAUCUAAUAAUUAAUUUCAGUAAUAUAAUUUCAGUAUUGUACAUGAAAAUGUAAUGACUGUAUAUCAAAUUCUAUCAUAUUUUUUGAUUUUAUGAGACCUUGGAUGUCCAAAUUCACAAUAUUUCAGGAAAUUGAAGAAAAAAACCCCACUGUGUUAAAUAAUGUGUUAUCAAAGUUGACAAGAACUUUUAAUCAUUUUUAUCGGUAAGAUAUUUGCAAAACCCAGUGACAAACAUAAAUAGUGGAUAAUAACAAUUAUCUAUGGCAAAAACUUUAAAUUACUGGUGUAAUUUAAAAAAUGUGGAGUAAACAAGAAACAAAUAUUACCCCUUUUCCUCAUUUUAUGACUAUGACUCAUAAAAACAUAUUUUUCAAAGACAGGGUCACAUAUGUAAAAAUGGUGACUACUUUAAUCUAAAUGUAAUAGAAAACUUCAUCGGAUUUCCAAAGUCAUUGAAAAACUGGAAAUAUCAGGGAAUUUUGAAAUUGUGAUUUCCGGGCCUGAAAAACAUCGAGUAGAUACAAUACAAUCUUUAAAAAGGAAAUUCCCCAGUGAUGCUCAUUUCAAAAUUAUUGAAUCUCCUAAAAUUUGCUCCAUGUUAGUACAAUCUUUAUAAAAUACAUUUAAAAUUGAUUGGAAGGUAAUGUUAAGGAUAUAAUGUUAAGAGAAGUGCAGUGUGGUAUAACAAAUCGGAAUACAUUUACUAUCAUCUUCCUAUGAGCUUUUACAUGUAUGAAACCUUAUUCACUGACGUUCCUGUGUGAUUCUGCGGGCACAGCAUCUAGUACUCAAAUGCUAUUGUGUGUGCGAUAAACCAUUUCAUAAAUACAGUAACAUAUUUCACUGUGGUGAAACAACAUAUCUCUCAGCAUCAAAUAAAAAAGAAUAAUAAGAAAUGGUUUAACUCUACAAAGACCACUGACAUAACCACAGACACUGAAGUCGCACUUUUCUGCUUUCUGUACAAUUACAAGUUUACUCAGAGACAAAAGACAAUGCUGCACUUGGUCUGGAACACUUGCUGUUCUGGAUCACCCUGUUAAUAUGUCUGUAUGACAUGCUUUGGACCUGCUUGUUAUUCACUUAUUUUCUAUGUUUCCGAAUGAUCUUGUGUUCCUCUGUCUUGUCUCAAGUUGUGUGAAAGGUUUUUGUGCUGCAUGUCUGUUAUGAUUUUAUGGGGAUUGUCAUGUGACCGUUUCAAUCAUUUGAUGAUAAAGCACAACACAAACGAGCUGCGUUUUACAAAGACAUAGCAGCUUUGGUCUGACAUCGAAAAUUCUUGUAUUUAUGAUCUGCUCUGACAUGUAAGUAAUAAUUAAAUGGACAUUGUCAUUUUAAUCCUAUAAGCAGUGUCCCGUAUUAUCCGCACGUGACUGCUGCAUGUCUCGCAUUCAUCUUGUAGAUCACAAGAUAUUUUCACCCGAGACCCUCUAAUGUGUGCGUGUAUAUGCAUUUGUAUGUAAGUGAGUGUUAUUGUGAUGUUACUCUUCUGUGAACCCAAUCAUUGUAAUCGUGUUGUGGUCAAUCAUUUUUUAUCCCUUUGCUGAGACAUUUUAAAAAUUGUGAUUUGUAUAACAAGCUGCAGAUUGUAUUGUUAUUUGCAAACUUGAAUUAAAUUAUGCUUUGCAUUUGCAUAAUUAAAAGAUUUGACUAUCAUCAA
Molecule: messenger RNA, 5440 nt
Organism: Triplophysa dalaica
Lineage: Eukaryota; Metazoa; Chordata; Actinopteri; Cypriniformes; Nemacheilidae
Gene: bmpr2a
Product: bone morphogenetic protein receptor, type II a (serine/threonine kinase)
Exons: 13
Coding region: 355-3330 (991 amino acids)
Biological process (GO): protein phosphorylation; cellular response to growth factor stimulus; vasculature development
Cellular component (GO): signaling receptor complex; plasma membrane
Molecular function (GO): ATP binding; transforming growth factor beta receptor activity
Source: RefSeq, a predicted model, not a curated record